This is a messenger RNA of Xiphophorus maculatus (southern platyfish), 4669 nucleotides long. RefSeq lists its product as uncharacterized. Gene Ontology annotation, molecular function: protein binding. Lineage: Eukaryota; Metazoa; Chordata; Actinopteri; Cyprinodontiformes; Poeciliidae. Bases 223 to 3357 code for a protein of 1044 amino acids. The record is from RefSeq and is a predicted model, not a curated record. The transcript has 10 exons.
UCAGCUUGCUGAGCGGGUCCAUUCCUCUGUGGGGGUUGUGGAAAUUCCCGGAAUUAGUAACGGCAGCGAGCCACCCGUAUUACCACACAUGUGAAAUGACAAAACCGGCAGUGGGAGUGGCCAGGAUAACCUUGGUGUGAGGCGGCUGGCUGAGCGGCUGGAGAGCAGCGCGAGAGGCUGAAUGGUGAGGCGGUGGAGUAUCAGCGUAGUGCUGGCGUGAACAUGGCGGAGACCGUGCGCUCGGUCUUCGAAUACCGGGAUCCACACGGCGACGGAGAAGGCGUCAAAGCGGCACCACCAACUCGCGGGCGUGGCUGUGGAAGGAAAAGAAAAGGGACACCUGUGAAGGUCUUUGUAACACACACUGAGGAAGAGAGCGUGCCUGAGCAAAGCAUCAGCCCAGGUGAUCGAAAGGAGGGAGGAGAGAGUAAACGUCCAUCACUGGACGCACCUUCCUACAUCACACACCCUCCUCAUCACACCUGCGGUCCACCAGAGCAGACUCGAGAUAAGGUCUCCCGUGGAUCCAAGGUCAGCUCAGCGUCCACCCCGGCUCCGCCUCCCACUGCUUCCUCAGCCCCGACGCUGACCCCUGUGCCCGCUCCGGCCCCAGCCACCACAGCUUCAGCUCAGGGCCCGACUCUGACCCCAGCUUCCACAGCUCCAGCUGCUCCCACUGCCUCGGCGCCGGCUCCGACAGCCAUGUCCUUCCCUCCAUCCCCCAACUGCCGCAUCAGGGAGGUCCAUUGUGGCAGCCAGGUGCGCCUGGUCGUUAUCGCCAUUCGAGACAUCACCAAGGGAGAGGAGAUCACCGUUGACUACAGCCUGACCGAGUGGGGAGAGAAUCUAGGUUUCCGUGCAACUGUGUCUCCAGCGCAACCGGAGUGUAACUCAGACUCUGAAAAUAGCAACAAUAUGAAAAAGGUCCAGGAAGACGAGCCCCUCUCUCUGACCGCCCAGCAGCAUCGGCAGCAGCAGCAGCAGGAGUUUGUCACCCCGUCCUGGUCCCUCUCCCCAUCUUCUUCCCCCGUCUCUCACUCUGACGCCAGCGACUCUGACGCUGCAGAUGAAGACAACUCCAGCCCCCGUGGUCGUGCACUUCGCCGGCGGAAGAAGCGUCGUGGCACUCCUUCCAAAAAAAAGAUCCCCCAUCGGACCUCACCCCGACGCCCUUCGCCUGUCUCCCCCUCCAGCGUCCCACAUCAUAACCGUACCUUACCUUUGUCCCCGUCUCCUGCCUGCUCAUCUUCCUUCCCCUCCUCAAGUUCGACCAAACCUGAAUUCAAAACUCCAACCUGUUUGGAUUCUGGGAACGGGGGAAAUCUCACCGCAAAUGUCCCAAGAGAAGGAGUGUCCACCGACUCCACACGCCAAACCUGUGAACACUGCGGACGCCACUUCCGCUCACUGGGCCGCCACCUGGACAAACACCACGCCCACCAGCCUGACGUGUGCUCCGCUCUCGUCGAGCGCUACACACAGAUGCCACGUCUGCAUGCGCAUGGCACAAACUCUGCUUCACUGCACUCUCACACAGAGAACCACUCCAGGUUCUCCCAGGUCAGAGGACAGAGCAGUGUCCAGGACCUGUCCAUGACCCCACCCUCUCUCACCUCAGCAGACCAAUCCCACGACUCCUCUGGGAGAAGCUCCACCAGUCCUGUCCUGACUCCCCUGCACGGGCAGAACGCAGUGGCAGUGUCCGUCCUAAAGAGGAGCCCCCCACCUGUGGCGGUGACACAGUCCAGGAAAGGAGGGGUGAGGAGAUUAAAGAAAGAAAAAAGGAUGGAGGAAGAGGAGGACAUGGAAGAUGUAAAUAUGGAUGUAGUGGACAUAAAGAAAGAGGAGUCAAAAGAGGAGGAGGAGUUGGAGGUGGUGUCCCCUCAGUCCUUCAACAGCAAAACAGCUGAAAAAAUAGCAGCACCAAAAAAAGAGGAGGAUGAAGAGGAGGAAGAAAAUGAUGUGAAUGGAAUCAUGGAAAUUGAGGAUGACAGUGGGACGGAGGAAAAAGAAAAGGAGUUGCUGAGUGGUUCAGGCCGUCACCACAUGCUGCCCCUCCUGUCCUCUCUGUCCUCUCUGGUCCUGUACCUCCGUCGGCUCCAGCACUCUGCGUUCCUGUCUCUGUCCCGGCAGCUGCAGUCCUCCGAGGCCUGGCGCCUGCUCUGCCACUCCAGCCUGGCGCUCCUCAUCCUGUACAACCGAAGACGCGAGUGCGAGGUCUCCAAGUUGACCAUCGCCGAGUAUCGCGUUCGCGUCACCCCUCAGUGCCCUGUCCCCGUCCCUCCUGGUGCCCCCCCAGCUCUCACGCCGCUGGAGGCUUCCCUCUCCCCGUUUGAGCGACUCGUUCUUCCUCAUCUGCCUAGAGUCGGGGUCCAGGGGAAGCGCGGGCGCAUCCAGCCGCUCAUCCUCCCCCCACACUGCGAGCCCUGUCUGGAGCUGCUCCUGCAGACCCGUCAUGAUGUCGGCAUAGACCCCGUCAACCCGUACAUCUUUGCCCGCCCCUACCACUCUCCUGCCACCCCUCUGCGCGGCACCGACCUCCUCCGUAGCCUGGCCCGCUCCAGCGGCACCCGCAACCCCAGGGCCUUGACCCAGGCCAGGGUCCGCCGGCAGGUGGCCAUCCUGACCCAGCUGCUGCUGCUGGGGGAGGGAGAGGAGCCGGGGCAGCCAGGAGGCGGCGCUGUGGAGCGGCUGGAGCACUUCCUAGAGAGGGAGUACCACGUGACGCAGAUCUGCACCGGAAUCGGCCAAGACCCGGGUUUGAUGGGCAGAGUGGGCCGAGUGGUGCUGUGUGGGGAGAGAGACGGCGUUCUGUUCAGAGGGAUGAGCCUGAACCACAUCUGCCUGGAGCUGGAUGUUUUGUCAGGAAACUCUGCGGACUCUUUCUCGGAGGGAGACUCGGAUGGGGAACAUGUGAAAGAGAAGCCCCUGGUGACCCCCCCGACCUCUGCUCUGAGCCCUCCACCCACCCUGCUUUACGUCAGGAAAGGCAAAAACAACGGCAGGGUGGGGCGGCCCAAGAAGAUCAAGAACGUCCAAUCAGCCUUUUCCCCGCUGCUCCCUCCUCCACCUCUUCCACCUGCAAACCGCAGGAGAGGCUCAGGGAAGCGAGGGGUCCUGAAGCGUCCCUGGUCAGAGGCGGAGCGUGCAGCAGUUGAAGAGCAUCUAACCAAAAACAUCAAUGAGCUCCGUGUCCCCGCGAAGGCCGACUGCGAACGCUGCCUGCAGCAGUGCCCUCUGUUGGUCAACAACCACCGUGACUGGCGAGCGGUCAAGUUCUACUGUCACAACCGGAUUCAGCUGCUGAAGAAAAACCAGCGGCGUGAAAGCCAACCACAGCCGCUCACCGUCUGCUGAGAGAGCGGGAGACCCGGGGUGCUUUUUUUAAAUUUUUUUAUUUUAAAUUCAGAGCAGCCAAUCUUAUCACAUGCUGGCCUGCUUUCCUUAAAACGGAUACAUUUGGAGAGUCCUUAUUUCACUAACUCUCUGAGAGUGGACCUUUUUGUUUUACAAAAGAGAAAAAAAAAUCUUCUGCUCAGUUUUAAGGUCUUAAAUUAACACUAGAGUGAGUAUGAUGUUCCUACUCUGAAAGCUGGUUGGAUGAAGAACAGUGGAAGUGGAUCGCAGCGUCUGCCACUUCCUGGCUGAGUUCGUGUAGAAGGAUGUAAUAUCCUCUAUCCAGAAUACAUACACUAUAGAGAUGUGUUAAAAAGAAGGGCAGCUGAUCCCUACUGUGUUGAACAGACUUUGUGAAGUAGCAUUAGUCUUCAGAACAAUGGGAGACGUUUGUAGGACAUGGCCUGUGCUCAUCGUUUUCAACUAAGAUUUCUCCUAAGAUAAGCUAGUUCUUCUUUUCAGACAAUUGACUGUGCUAUUCUUACUAUGGUUUAAGUGAUAUUUGGACCUUUAAUGACACACAAGGUACUACAUUUCUAAAGUAAACCCCCCACUCCAAAGAAAACACAACAUUUCAUCAGCAUGGAGCUAAGAGUUUGGUACUUAGAGUUCACAGCUUCAUAAAGUCCAAAAAGUUUUAAACUGCUGUGAAAGCCUGUUGUCUUUUGUCUGCUUUUCAGUCUGUCUGAGUUGUGUUGCUGCCCUGAGCAACUUUAUUUGCUUUAUUUUUCUGCUUGUUGCAGAAUUGUUUUUUAAAGCCUCAAGAAGGUGCUAUAGGCCAACAAGCUAUCAUUAUAUGUGUAAAGAGGUUUUCCUUUGGUUGUGUUAAUGUUAGUGUAAGGGCAUUUAUUGGAGAAAUGAAAACAUAUUGUGUUGUCUGCAGUCCUCCCUAGAGCUCCUCCUGUCAUUUUGCUCCACCAGAUUUUUGGUUUUGCUCCAAAUCUGCGUCUGUCAGACUAAACCCUCCACUAAAACCUCACAUCAGAUACUUGAAGUUAUUUCAGUCUUUUUCAGAAUAUCUUUCCUCCUGUAAUGCUCUAGACUGGCCAGUUACACUUGUACAUAAUAAAUAUAUUACCAAUAUGCUAACUGGUUGCUCGAGUUACUGUUGCGUAGUUUUUCCUGUCCACUUCUGAGUUCAUGCUGCGUGUAAAUAAGCCUGUUUUGUAAAUACUCCUCAGAGAAUCAAAGGAAAAACACAAUGUAUGACAUGACCUGGUUAUUGUGUUAUGUUUUUUCUUUUAUAUAAAUCUUAUAAAAAGUUAAAGCUUCA